AUGUUCAAAAACUCAUACCAGAAUGGAUUGCUGUCCAUAUUUUAUAGUUGCGGGGCCAACCCUCUGGCGAUAUGGGACAUGGAAGUGAAAAAUGGACACAUAAAGCGACUAACUGACAGUGAAGUAAAUUCCAUAGUCCUUGAAAUCGUUAGUACGAAUGUUGCAACUACGUAUAUAACAUGCCCGAAAAACAAUCAAGUUUUAGGCAUCAAACUGCCCUUCUUAGUUAUGAUCGUCAAAAACUUAAAACGCUAUUUUUCAUUCGAAAUCAUGAUACUUGACGACAAGAAUAUGAGAAGGCGUUUCAGAAUCUCUAAUUUUCAAUCUACGACCAAAAUCAAACCUUUUUGUACAAGCAUGCCUAUUGGCCUAGCAGGAGGUUGGAAUCAAAUACAAUUUAAUCUAGCUGAUUUUACAAGAAGAGCGUAUGGAACACAAUUUAUAGAAACUUUGAGAGUACAAGUACAUGCUAAUGCAAGAUUAAGAAGAAUUUAUUUUAGCGAGAGACUUUACACUGAAGAAGAACUACCUCAGGAUUACAAACUUUACUUGCCCUUGGAGCGAAAACAGAAGAAGGGGAAAGUCAAAAAAGGGGAAGAAGCAGCUACUUCGGCUGAGGGCGGUGCGCCAGGUGAGCCUGUAGCUCCAGUCGAAGCUAAGCAAUCCGCAACAAAGAAGAGUGAAGUUGCCCCAACACCACCGAGCGCCCCACCUGAGAAGGUGGAGCCUGAGGCGCCUCCUGAGCCAGAGCCAGCUGCAGCAGAAGCUCCUGCCGAAGAACCAGCAGCCGAGGAACCUAAGGCUGAAGAAGCUGAAGGUGAAAAGCCAGCAGAAGAGGCCAAGGAGGCUGAGGGCGAGGCGCCUGAAGAAGCCGCUGAAGGUGGCCCGCCCGCCGAGACUACUGAGAGUGCCCCUGAAGCUGAGGGCCCCAAGGAAACUGAGGGUAGCGAAACUGCAACAGUGGAACCCACGACUGAAGAAGGUGGAGAAGAUGAUGAAGAAGCGGAUGCAGAGGGAGAUUAA
Helicoverpa zea (corn earworm) is the source of this 1023-nucleotide messenger RNA. Its product is annotated as cilia- and flagella-associated protein 20-like. The record is from RefSeq and is a predicted model, not a curated record. The transcript has a single exon. NCBI's taxonomy places the organism in Eukaryota, Metazoa, Arthropoda, Insecta, Lepidoptera, Noctuidae. Gene Ontology annotation, cellular component: ciliary basal body; motile cilium. Bases 1 to 1023 code for a protein of 340 amino acids. Gene Ontology annotation, biological process: cilium assembly; positive regulation of cell motility; regulation of cilium beat frequency involved in ciliary motility.